CCGGGUUGCCCCAUCUCUCCACUAGGGUCGCUCGGAACUCUUUUGUGUGUGCAGGUCCGUGAACGCAGCAUAAAGGCGAGCUGGGCUAGCCAUGGUGAUGUUGUGGCUGCAACGCUAAUUUUCCCCCUGUCGAUGAACAACUAGCCUGUUCGUGUAAAUGCUAGUCACUAGAAUGGACCUGUUGAACUCUCAGUUCCUGGACAAGAUGAACAAUAACAUCGGGAGACUGCACUACGAAGAUGAGUCCAGGACUUCCUCCUUGCCCACUACGAUGGCCAACAUAACUGGGCCUCCUCCACACUGCCCAAGCAAACGGAAGUAUGGCGAUGAACAAAUGGACGACCGGAUCAACUGUGACGAUGACCACAUGACCAAAAUGAGCAGAUUGUUUGCCACUCAGCUGGCCCGUCCCUCUGCUGGAGACAACCGCAACGAGCACUGGAGCCACACUCACACUCCUGUGGAGCAAAUCACUUCCUCCUCUAACGGUCUCCAUGGGAACCACCUGUACACUUCCAUUUCUGGCUAUGCUGUAGACCAGCCUCUGGCUCUGACCAAAAGCAGCCACGACGUCGGACUCGGGGGCAGAGAGAGGUCUGUGAUGAGUGGGACUGUUGAGCGGCAGCAGAAUCGUCCCUCUGUUAUUACCUGUGCCCCUGCGAGCAACCGCAAUUGUAAUCUGUCGCACUGCCACAUGAAUGGCUGCUCACCCAGCCCACCUGCUGAUCAGAGGAAGACCAAUGCUAACACCAUAAGCGACCCCGUGAUCGAGGAGCACUUCCGUCGCAGCCUUGGAAAAAACUACAAAGAAGCAGAGCCUGUGUCCAACUCGGUGUCCAUCACAGGUUCAGUGGAUGACCACUUUGCCAAGGCGCUGGGAGAUGCCUGGCUCCAAAUCAAGGCCAAGGGUGGGGGUCAUCAAACCCCAGAGGCAGAUCCAUGAAGUGGAGAGGAGUAAACACUACAAACACUCACUUUAGUGUUUGUAAACGAGAGUGGAGGUUACCCGCUGUCACUUCUUGCCAAGCAUCAACUACCCUUAGCAAAGAACAAUGUAAGACAUAUGGUGCUCACACACACUGUUCCCAUGUGGACCUCAAGGUCAGAUUUGUACUCUAAAAUUGGCAAAGUCUCUAUUGAAUAAGAGAAAAUGAAUAUUACAUAGUUGGGUUGACGUCAGCUGUACAAUCAUUGAUUUUAUUUUGAAUUGAUAAUGAGAUUCACAAACGGUUGUUAGGAGCUCCUGUUCUGUCGUACCUGCCUUGAUAGCCAAAGAAAUUCUGUCGUUCCCAUCAACCUAUAAGCCAUAGAUCUGGUCUUUAUCGUUUUCAUUCUAAACCCACACUGCUUUUUGAUCUUUAUUACUUGAAAAGGACAGCCAGGUCUUAUUUGCGCUACUACGUUUCUGGCCUUUUCCAGGCAGCAGGUUACCUGCUUCAGAUGGAAGUAAUGUGUUUUGAAAUUGUGAUAAUGCAUUUCAGACUCUGGUCCCACCCCCCCCUGCUUUCUGAAGACACUACACCAGUUUGUCUUCUUUAUGAUCCUGAACUGGACUCCACUGUUAACUAAAUAAUUUUAGUUUCCCGUCUAUAUGCUCACUGUGGCUGAUUACUUAGUAAACUAAUAUCAAUCAUAGUAGAUGUGUCUAGCUAGAAAGCAUGUUUCAAAUAGCUGGUUUCUAUUACAAACCUUAUUCUAUACAAUAUAUUUACUCAGAAUUUAUUUUUUAUCUGUAACAUUUUAGAAAUACUCACUGCUGGUACAGUUGUACUCAAUAUAUUUUUUGUAUCUGGUUUUCAGUACUAUAUGUAGGUGUAUAUCUUAGCAUCCAUCUACAAAUCACAGCCUCUGGCAAGGUUGUCUGAAUGCAGUUUAAAAGGCGAUUAUUGCUUUGUUAUUCUGUGGAGCUGGAUGCUAUAGCUUUAUGCGUGACUGAAUACAGCUAAAUCGGACCUUCUGUAACGCAGUCUAUUAGCGGUGGCUUUAUUUAUUCUGAACAUGUCGAUUGUUUCAUGUUGACUCUUGGCAGAAAACACAGUGACCACCAGUCACUUCCAGCCAAUUCCAACUUUGAUUUGUCCUUAAUUCAGGAGUAGGCAUCAGCAUUCCACCAUGACUGCCUGACAACACUUAUCAGUCACAUCGGUUGUGUUUAGCGAGCAGUUUGUUUGUCUUUUUUUUUUUUUUUUUUUUUAAAUCAAGGUGACGUCAUGGUGUGAGCUGCAAAAACCUUUUUUAUUAUGGGGAAAAGGUGUAAGUGAUUUGUUUAGUUUUAAAUUAAUUUCUCACCCUUCUGAAAUUCCUUACUUAAAGUAGCAUAACCUUAUUUGUCAACACUGAUUUUAAAAUAUGGUAUUUAGAAAUUCAGAUUUUUUUUUGUAUGUCAAUUAACUGUCUGUGAAAACAUACAUUUGUAUUAAUAUUCUAUAGUUUUGAAAAUGUUACAUACACUAUCCUGUCUUUAUAUUUUAUUUUACGCAUAAGACUAUCAUUGCGCCGCGCGGAAUGAUCAUAGAUAUUUUGUUUCUAUUCAGAGUAGUAUACUCGUUUAGCAUGGACGCCCAUUAUCUUCUAGCCAUGCUUUUGUCUUUUUUAAAGGUUGAUUAUUUUUUUCCCACAAUUGUCAGAUGAAGUGCAGGAACACAAACAGUCUUUUGUUCAAAGACUUUCUUUGUACGGUGUCAGAAAGGCGUCUGUACUAACUUGUUUAACGAGUUUGUUUAACUUUCUGUGUGUACCUUUUAGUGAAUUUAGGGAUUAUUGUGGAAUCCGCUUGUUUGACACAAGUAGAUUUUUCAGUAAUAUGUUUGGGGUAUUAGUCCAUUGUUAUUUAAUUGCUACAUUUAGACUACCUGUAUCUCAAAGACUGUUUGCAGAAAGGACCUGCUCCAGGUGUCAUCCACAUAGAAAAAAAAAGAAAAGAAACAUGUUCACUUUUGUCCUUAUUUCUCUGGAAGAAAAUGCCACUGUUUUGUACUUAAUUUCUUCCAAAUAAACAUACAAAUACUUAA
Messenger RNA from Larimichthys crocea (large yellow croaker), 3011 nucleotides. RefSeq names its product vestigial-like family member 4a (gene vgll4a). The transcript is spliced from 6 exons. NCBI's taxonomy places the organism in Eukaryota, Metazoa, Chordata, Actinopteri, Sciaenidae. Gene Ontology annotation, biological process: negative regulation of DNA-templated transcription. The record is from RefSeq and is a predicted model, not a curated record. The coding region runs from base 158 to 943 and encodes 261 amino acids. Gene Ontology annotation, molecular function: transcription coactivator binding.